This is a messenger RNA of Sungouiella intermedia, 1203 nucleotides long. Lineage: Eukaryota; Fungi; Ascomycota; Pichiomycetes; Serinales; Metschnikowiaceae. The record is from the annotation of a GenBank genome assembly.
AUGCCUGAAACCUCGGCUGCACUAAUCGAUCAGUUGGUGUAUAUCGACAACUUCAUCAAUAGUGGCACCGGAGAUACUCCCAACUUAGACGUGGAUGGUCAACUCUCUUUGGAUUUGGCCGCGUUCGCUGAUGAUCUGUUCAUCUUUCCUGACGAAGAGAAACCAAACCAUCGUGAUGAUGACGAUGACAACGACAAUAACAAUGACAAAAGACGUAUACUGGAUCUCGCCGACGUUGACAGGUUUAACGGCGACUGGUUCGAGCACCAUGACGAGUUUGUGACCAAUGUGGGUCGUAAACCAGAUGGAAUCGGUGCAUUAGCAAAGAUCAACGAGAGUACUAAGCAAGCUAAGUUGAAUAGAACAAACCAUUACGCUAAUGCCCAUGGAGCGCAAGGUGCGCAGGGUGACCAUGAAACUGAACAUGAGGGAUUGAAGGGAAGUGACACCAUUAUGACCUCGGAGAUCGGCGACUUGUCUGGUCUUCCAAAAUUUCCUGUUCCUCCAGGAGCAAAGAAUUCUCUUAAACAGGCUGGCCUCUCGCUGAACCAAAUUGACUUGCUCUCGGCGUUGAUCGCCCAGCACCAGAAUUCUUUGGGCAAUACCAUCCCCGGUUCGGUUGGUGUUUCCCACGGCUCCUCCAGUUCACAUCUUCCACUUGCCAUAGCACCCACCCUCGCUUCCAACGGACAUACGCAAACGCACAGCCUAAUACUGAGCGAUCUAGACUUGGCCCUGUCGGUGGUCAGCCAACGAAACGGAAACCAUUCGAGCCAGAAUGGCCAGAAUGGCCAGAACGGCAGCUAUCUCGUAGAGAGCCCAGGAUCCAUGUACAGCUCGGGCUACAGCAGUGGAGGCACGUCGAUGCUAUCUACGCCGCAGAUACCAUCUCGAGGCAGCAUCAGCUUGGGAAGUGGUACGCCGUCACUGUUGACGGAAGAGGUGAAGAGGAAAAGGAAUACGGCUGCUAGUGCCCGGUUCCGGAUUAAAAAGAAGCUCAAGGAAAAAGAGAUGGAAAACAAAAUCGAGCAAUUGGACGAAAUGAUUAAGAACUUUGAGCUCAAGAUCAACGAGUUGGAGAUGGAGAAUCGACUUCUCAAGAAUCUUAUAAUAGAAAAGGGCAACCGUAACUCUGACCAGGAGUUGAAGUUGUUGAAGGAGCGGGUCAGACAUCACAGCGACCAGUCCGCAAAAAGGGAGUAA